Molecule: messenger RNA, 2864 nt
Organism: Athalia rosae (coleseed sawfly)
Lineage: Eukaryota; Metazoa; Arthropoda; Insecta; Hymenoptera; Athaliidae
Gene: Ttc7
Product: tetratricopeptide repeat protein 7B
Exons: 14
Coding region: 140-2695 (851 amino acids)
Biological process (GO): protein localization to plasma membrane; phosphatidylinositol phosphate biosynthetic process
Cellular component (GO): plasma membrane
Molecular function (GO): protein binding
Source: RefSeq, a predicted model, not a curated record
GGUGCGUAAUCCAUGGGCGUUUGACAGGUUGUCUGGUCUGAUUUGACAGUUUGUGGAGGGACGUUGAAGGGAGUGUGAUGCAGUGUGGUGUAGGACGUUGGUAGUUAGCUGCAUCGAUGUGGUCUUGAUAACCGACAAAAUGACAAGUAAAAGGGGCAAUACGAUACGGAUUCAAACAGAGAUCGAGAAAAACCGGGAGGAUGGCAAUUGGAAAAAAGUUAUAGAAUUGGCUGAAACUCUAAAGAGUCAAGAAGCAAGUUUUGAAUGUCUAGCAAAUUUUUUAUGUGGAGAAGGAAGGUUGGAGAGCUUUUUAGAAGAGACGCCGCCAAUUGAGGCAAAUAUAGGUAAAGCUCGAGCUGGACUAGUAGAAACAAAAAAACAUCUUCUUUUGGCUGCCAAUGAGAAAGGAGAGAAGGCGCUUGUUGUUUUGGAUGCCCAUCUACUGCUAGGAAAACUGCACUAUGCAAUGGGAAUGUAUGAAGAAUCUCUUUACCACUAUCAACAGGCCGAACUCCAUACAUUAACAGAGAAGCAAUUACCUUGUAGGAGUUUGCGUAUUAUAGCUGAGUCAUACGCAAUAAAAGGUCUCUGCCUCGAGAAGCAGCCACCAAAUUUGAAGUCGAAAUUUAAGGUUGCAGAGUGGCAAGAACAGAUGAUAAAGUGUUUUGAAAUUGCCGGAGAUUUAACUAUGCUGUACCUGCAGGAACAGGACAAGAUUGCUCUCCAGCAACAAAUCAGCACCACCAGUACCUUAAACUCCAAUAGUAUAGGUUCUUAUUCUCCUCAACCUCCCCCAAGUUCUACAAAAUCAAUUGGUCCAAUUUUAGAAACAGCUUUACAAAGAGCUCCUAUACUUUACAUACAAGCAAUGAACAUCCAAGCUGCUAUAAACCGAUAUAGAAGUAUGCUGUCUGCUGUGGAAGCUACUGCCACCCAGAGACUUCGUUUAACUUUGACCCGACAGCUGGCUGAAGUCCUACUGCGAGGUGUCACAGGCAAUACUUAUACGAGACCCGAAGGCAAUUUAGAUAUAUCAGGAAACCGUAAACCAGCUCAUCAUUCCAAUAGCAACUUGACGGAGUCACCGUGGAAACCAAAGAAAUAUACAGGUUUAAAUUUAUUCGACCCAAGGAGCGAGUGCGAGGAGAUAAUUCUGCUCCUACUGAUCAGUGAGGCUAUGGCAGUACGAGAUACAGUGCUGAGUCAGUCACCUGAAUUUAAAGAAGCUAGAAUACACGCCUUUGAGAAUGCAACAGCUGUACAUGAUCUGCUCACCAUUGCCGUUGUGCGAUGGGGUCAAGUCGGACUUUUACACGAGUCAUUCGAAAGGGCCAUGAAGUUUUCACAUGGUGAAGCUCAUGUUUGGAUGCAACAUGCUCUGUGUCUUAUCAGCCUUGGUAAACAUGCUUUGGCAUAUUCAGUUCUGAAAAUUGUGACUCGACUCUCACCACAAAAAGUAAUGCCGUGUCUCUUAGCUGCCAGACUUUGCUAUGCGCACCUGAAUUUGAUUCAAGAAGGGAUUGACUGGAGUCACAAAGCUCUACUGAAAGAAGCUGCUAGCCCGCAAGCACUUCAGUCACGUUGUCAUUUAUACAUAGGAAUUGGGCACAGCAUGCUUUCAUCGACGACCAACAUCAAGCAGGACAAGUUACAUCACUCUAACGCAGCGCUCGACUGUUUCCAUAAGGCUCAGCAGUGCGAUCCUAAUGACCAUCUAGCGGAAUAUUACUUAGCGCAUGAGUACGCGAUAAACAGGCAGAUAAACGAGGCGAUGGUACAUGUUAAAAUUGCAUUGAAUCUACAUGCAGAGCAUGUUCCGUCCCUCCACCUGUUAACCUUGCUGCUUUCUGCGCAUAAGCAGUAUGCCGAAGCAUUAUCACUUGUAGAAACUGCUUUGGACGAGUACCCAGACAACUUGAAUUUACUUUAUGUCAAAGCACAUCUAGAAUUGCAUAGUGUAGGAGGGGAGGAAGCCCUGACUACUGUGAAACAUAUGUUAUUUCUAUGGAAGAAUUUAUACGAGGACCAAACAAAUGUAGACUGCAAUGAUCAACAUAGUGAAAAGCGUAGCGAAACACGAAGCGUAUUUCAAUUAUACACUUCUGAAAUGUCAGACAAAGAUUCAAGUUCAUUGCAUGCCCACUCGUUGGCAGCAUCCAGGGUCGAGCAAGCACUGUCCGAAGUUGCUUCGUCUCUCAGUUCAUUUACGCCUCGACCAGGACCACAGAGAGCUUGGCUUCUGCAACUUCAGGUCUGGCUGUUGCUCUCUGAGGUUUAUUUGGACUUGGACCGCCCUACGCCAGCUACAUUGUCAUUGCAAGAAGCAAGCAAUAUAUUUCCACUCAGUCACCACAUUAUGUACACUAGAGGCCUUCUGCACGAGCACAAGCAAGAAUACAUUGAAGCCAAGCAAUGUUUUCAGAAUGCAGUUUCGAUCAAUCCUUCACACAUAAAGAGCCUUCAACAUUUGGGGCUAAUUUAUCACUACCUGGGGAGUCAGAGGCUUGCUGAAAAAACUCUCCGAGAAGCGGCGAAAAUAGAUCCCAAUUCUCAUCAAACUUGGUACAAUUUAGGAAAAGUGCUUGAAUCUUUGGGGGAAGUGGAUGCAGCAAGUGAUUGUAUGGCAACAGCAUUAGAAGUUGAAACGACUAAUCCAAUUUUACCCAUAUUUUCCAUCCCAUUAACGUUUGAAUAGAUUAUUGGAAAAAAAAUUGUAAAAUAAAUACGCCUCUCGUGCAUAAAAAUAUAUAAGUAUUAUAAAUAUAUAUAUAUAAAUAUAUUAAAUAUACAUGUUAUAUAUUCUGUGACCUGUUUAUCUAGAUAUAAUAUGUAAUUAAUGUACAUCACAUUCGUCAGGUAUGAAU